Messenger RNA from Manihot esculenta (cassava), 1294 nucleotides. RefSeq names its product histone-lysine N-methyltransferase SUVR3. Gene Ontology annotation, molecular function: protein binding. The record is from RefSeq and is a predicted model, not a curated record. The transcript is spliced from 3 exons. The coding region runs from base 156 to 1166 and encodes 336 amino acids. Lineage: Eukaryota; Viridiplantae; Streptophyta; Magnoliopsida; Malpighiales; Euphorbiaceae.
UUGUAUUUACCUUUGUAAUAUUUAACUAAUUUUUUAUUUUUCAUUAUAGUGUCACAAUUUUUUUCCAUGUAUUCCUCUGAGCCAGAGACGUUCAAUCAGUUUCAAAAUCACCCAGGAACUUUAUUCAUUCAAUCUCAGCUGGAUCAGUUGUGAAGAUGUGGCAACAAGCAAAGAAAAAGAGCUACUGCGAGGUAAAAGACCCAAAUAAGCAUCAUCCCUUGAUCCAAUGCGCGGAGCUGAUCCUUCCAUGGUUAACCCCAGAAGAGCUUGCUUGCAUCUCCUUAACCUGCAAAACCCUAUCUCAGUUUUCCAAAAAUAUAACUCUCCAACGAUCCUCUGACGCUUCCAGAUCCCUUGAGAACCUUCCUAUCCCAUUUCACAACCCAGUCGAUCACCGUCCGUACGCCUUCUUCCACUAUACGUCAUCUCAAAUCCUUCAUUCUCAAUCUCCCCAACGCCAAUCUUGGGGUUCCUCGCGUUUUGCCGCUUCCCUGUGGCCAGUCAGGGAGAGUGUAUCUGUGUGUGAUUGUGAUUGUGACUGUGAGGGAUGCGAGCAGGGUGGUGCAUCUGGAUGUGGACUUUUGGGCUUAGACAAGCUGGAAAUGGGCAUUAUGAGCGAGUGCGGACGGAGUUGUGAGUGUGGGUUGGAUUGCAGAAAUCGAUUGACUCAGAGAGGGCUUUCUGUUAAAUUGAAGAUUUUGAGAGAUGAGAGGAAAGGUUGGGGUUUGUAUGCUGAUCAGCUUAUUCGGCGAGGUCAAUUUGUUUGCGAAUAUGCUGGUGAACUCUUGACAACAAAAGAAGCCAGAAGCAGGCAACAAAUCUAUGAUGAGCUCACAUCUGGUGGCCAUUUUUCUUCAGCUCUUCUGGUUGUGAGAGAGCAUCUUCCAUCGGGAAAGGCUUGUUUGAGGGUAAAUAUUGAUGCUACAAGAACAGGAAAUGUUGCAAGAUUCAUUAACCAUUCUUGUGAUGGUGGGAAUCUGUCAACAAUGCUAGUGAGAAGCUCAGGAGCUUUGUUGCCUCGUCUAUGUUUCUUUGCUUCUAAAGACAUAAAAGAAGGAGAAGAGCUCACUUUUAGCUAUGGGGAAAUCAGGGUCAGGUCUAAGGGCUUGCAAUGUUUUUGUGGCAGCCCUUGCUGUUUUGGAAUUUUACCCUCAGAACAUACUUAAUCUUAGAAAACCACAUGAGGUAGAUCUGUUAUAUGAGUAGCCAUUUUUAUGUAUAACAUUCAUUCCAUUGAUGUAAUACAAUGCUAUUUGGAUUUGUAUUGAGAAUGGUGACCAAUUAUGUUUAUCCA